AUGCCACGAAGGUCGACACGAGCUCAACGACGACGACCAACACGUCUCAGUAAAGAGAAUCAGCUUGAUACUGAGAAAGCAGAGCGGAAGCAAUUUGAUUAUCGUAAUUCGUGCUUCAAAGGGCCGUUUCUCGUUCACCUCUGCGACUUAGACUUCGGGCAGAGCAAAAAUAGACUAAUUGAGGGCGGAGACAAUGUUAUUCGACUCACCCAGAUCCUAAAUAUCCAGGGCUGCUUACGUUUGAGCAGGGAGUUCCAUGUCCCAGUGGUGGUAGAUGCUGCAGACUGGCUUACCAACGUCACUCUGCAGGAGCCCACAUUAGCGCGUGGCCUGCGUAUGGGCCAAAUCGAGGUUGGACCUGAUUAUACCCUGUCUGCCCUAGACCAUGAAAAUGUUAUUUCUGCGGCUCGCGAAAUGUUCAAAGAACUCCAAAUCGAAGAUCCUUGGUGGGUAGCAGAUAUUUACGUCACCGGAGCGAGUGGCGACGUGGCACUUCAUGAAGAACUUGUGCGAAGCCUGCAAGAGAGCUUCCCGAACGACCAGCGCCCUUCAGACGGACGAAUUUACCGAAAUAUUCGUUAUUAUCAAGGUAGCUGGAUUGGUCCCCGCAACGAAACUGCGGAAGGUUAUUGGUGGGCUCUUUUAGAGUCCAAGCCCGGAAGCCGAAAGGGAGACUAUCUGCGUACUCUCUCAGAGAGCUUGCAAAGGGCCUUCGAUGCUCUUCUUCCUAUACCGGGAAUAUGGGCCGGUAUGAGCAAUGGAGUUUUGCACAAAUUGAAAGCUAUGAAAAGCGAUGAGCCAAUUGCCUGCUAUUUAGAACAUAUUCGAAGCACAUUCCUGAGGCUUGUAGACGGCGACGAAGCCCUUUUGGGCCUUAUUGACGCCACGUCUGUGAAAUUUUUAACAUCCAAAGUGCCAAGGGUCUCUUCAAAAGACUUAUCUGAUCUGCGAAGUAAAAAAGAAAAAAAGAUACUCUUUCCCUUCAUGGAAGACUAUCAGCGAGAUAUGGUAUGGCGAAACUUGGAAGGCAUUGACUUCCCCAUCCCAACACUUGAGACCUUCUUUCAGGAUAUCCUGUAUUUGGAUGUCGGGCAAUGCGUUAUGAGACAACUCUGUUUUGCACCACCUGAAGGAGAUAACACCAUUGACAAGGUCUUGAGAAGUCAAUGCGUUGGGUUCACUUACGGCUUAUUAUCUAGAACCUACUGGGAGCAGACAGUGCAAAACCAGCAGCUCCAGGACCUUUGGCGGUUCAGUUUCCAGUAUGCGUUUGAAUUAACACCUAAGAGGGAUCACCACCGUCGUAUUCCACGAAAAAAAAAGGACAAGGAACGUGCCUUUCGUCUCAGUGUUAGCGAAGAGUUAAAUGGCAUUUCACCGUUGCUACUUCGUCGUCAUUUCCUUGUGCUGGCCCAAGGCUACGGUUUUCAAGUUCCUAUAAGCGAAGGGGAUCGAUUGGGAGAAGCAAGAGAGCUUCCUCGCCCACAUCCAUGCGACUUUCCCCCGUACGACAACGACGAGGUAGAGACGGAGCGACGGUGUGGGAGGCCGUUUACGGACUCUGUGUAUGCUGACAGGUUUGCCCUCUCCAGAGAAGCUUUGAGACAAAAUUGGGAUACCCAGCGAGUUAGCGCAGGCUUUGUGCGUCGGUCGGUUUUUCGAGCAUUCUUUUCAUAUCUUAACGCUGGCAUCGCCGAAAGCCCACAAUAA
Messenger RNA from Penicillium verrucosum, 1710 nucleotides. RefSeq lists its product as uncharacterized. The transcript is spliced from 3 exons. The record is from RefSeq and is a predicted model, not a curated record. Lineage: Eukaryota; Fungi; Ascomycota; Eurotiomycetes; Eurotiales; Aspergillaceae. The coding region runs from base 1 to 1710 and encodes 569 amino acids.